UUUCUGGAAAAACAACUUUUUUUAGGAAUAUGCCAUUAUUAAAAUGGAAAAUGUGUCAAGAUUAAGAUUCUGCUUUAUUGUUGUAUAUUUUGGAAAAGCUCAUUCGUUUCUGCAGUACAAGCACCUGAACGGCCUAACAAGACGUUUUCUUCCUAAUUUUCACUUUAUUUUUUCAUUGACAAAGCCUUUUUUCCCUCUGCAAAAAAUACAUUUUCUGCAAAAGUAUGACUUCAUUCUUCAUUAUCAAUGUUUUAUUUUCCUGAUGGACCAAAUACUACAGUACUUGUGGUAAAAAGAGCAUUAAAGGCUGAGCAAGGAGUGUUGAGCUCGUGCAGCAUAUAGUGCUUUGUUUACAUGCAGUGCCUCCGUCUCUGCGGAAGGAGGCUUUUGGUAGUGCAGUGUGACUCCGACCAGCUGUUUCCCGCCUUGAAAGCCACCCGAUCAGCUGCACACACACACACACACACACACACACACACAGAGGGCCAUGCAGAGGGAGAAAGCAAAAAGGGGAGGGGCUGGGAAGGAGCGAGGUAGAGCGCCACACACAACGAGGGAACCCCAUCAGCUGGAAGUGGAGUAACAUUACAACUCUAACUACAUUCCUCCUAAGCCAGGGAUUCUUUUCCUUCCAUCACCUUUGGCUGGCAUUUGAACGCACUGCGUUUGUGCUUCUUAUAUUAUCAUCCAUCAACUAUUUCUGAAGAAAGGGGAGGACCGGGAGGAGAGGGGGUACCAAACUGGAGAGUCAGCCGUGAGCAUGGAGUAUUUCAUGGUACCAGCUCAGAAGGUGCCCUCUUUGCAACACUUCAGGAAGACGGAGAAAGAAGUGAUCGGUGGUCUUUGUAGCCUGGCCAACAUUCCUCUGACCCCAGAAACCGCCCGCGACCAAGAGCGGCGGAUUCGUCGGGAGAUCGCCAACAGCAACGAGCGGCGGCGCAUGCAGAGCAUCAAUGCCGGCUUCCAGUCGCUCAAAACGCUCAUCCCGCACAGCGACGGGGAGAAGCUCAGCAAGGCGGCCAUCUUGCAACAAACGUCAGAGUACAUUUUCGCUUUGGAGCAGGAGAAGACGCGGCUGCUGCAGCAAAACAAUCAACUCAAGCGGAUCAUACAAGAGUUGAGCGGCUCCUCCCCAAAGCGGCGGCGCGUGGAGGAGAAGGACGAAGGCAUCGGCUCGCCUGACAUCCUGGAGGAGGAGAAAACAGACGACCUGAAGAGGGAGAUGAUCGAGCUGAGGCAGCAGCUGGAGAAAGAGCGCUCCAUCAGGAUGAUGCUGGAAGAGCAGAUACGCUCCAUGGACGCUCAGUUGUACCCGGAGAAACUGAAGGCUCUGGCCCAGCAGGUCCAGGAGCAGCAGACCCAAACGCAGCAACAUAAGCAGCUGGAAAGGGACCGCACACCUGCUCACAGCCCACAGGUGUUCCCCCCGGCGACCCCUCCCGCCCCCACACACCACACCACCGUCAUCGUCCCCGCGCCCGCCCAACCUCCGCAGCCCCAUCACGUCACCGUGGUCACCAUGGGCCCGGCGUCUGUCAUCAACACCGUCUCCACGUCCCGACAGAACCUGGACACCAUCGUUCAAGCGAUCCAGCACAUCGAGGGCACCCAGGGGAAAGGCUGCGAGGAGGAGCAGCGCCGGGCGGUCAUCGUCUCCUCGGGACGCGUCCUCGCCGACAGCGACGAGCCCGGCGACCGCUCACUGCCAUGAGUCCACGCGCUCGCCCACACCCGC
Molecule: messenger RNA, 1735 nt
Organism: Dunckerocampus dactyliophorus (ringed pipefish)
Lineage: Eukaryota; Metazoa; Chordata; Actinopteri; Syngnathiformes; Syngnathidae
Gene: tfap4
Product: transcription factor AP-4 (activating enhancer binding protein 4)
Exons: 7
Coding region: 761-1711 (316 amino acids)
Biological process (GO): regulation of transcription by RNA polymerase II
Cellular component (GO): nucleus
Molecular function (GO): RNA polymerase II cis-regulatory region sequence-specific DNA binding; DNA-binding transcription factor activity, RNA polymerase II-specific; protein dimerization activity
Source: RefSeq, a predicted model, not a curated record